Messenger RNA from Galleria mellonella (greater wax moth), 3022 nucleotides. Its product is annotated as cytochrome b5-like. Gene Ontology annotation, cellular component: intracellular membrane-bounded organelle; membrane. Gene Ontology annotation, molecular function: heme binding. NCBI's taxonomy places the organism in Eukaryota, Metazoa, Arthropoda, Insecta, Lepidoptera, Pyralidae. The coding region runs from base 102 to 464 and encodes 120 amino acids. The record is from RefSeq and is a predicted model, not a curated record. The transcript is spliced from 4 exons.
CCCGCGACCGCCGAUAGUGGCGUACGUGCUGCGCGGCCACACGCUCGCCACCGUCGCCACCGACGCCAUCGCACACCACCAUCGUCAACGUCAACGUAAGUAUGGGCGAAGACAGUCGGUACACGUGGGCCGAGGUGGCCACUCACAACGGCAAAAAUAGCUCGUCCAUCUGGAUCGUGUACAAGGACUCAAUUUUUGACGUCACUAAUUACAUCCACGAGCAUCCCGAUGGGCCAGAUUCAAUACUGGACGUAGCCGGCAAGGAUGCCACCAAGGAUUUUGACUCCGCCGGCCACUCGGGAGACGCACGACAGAUCUUGGCCAAGUUGAAGAUAGGUGAAAUUGUUGAGGAAGAGAAGAAGUACGAUGCCAACGGUAAGAAGAAGAAAAAGGUAGUGCAAGUACCACCGGAGAAGGAAAGACGGAGUUGCUGCAACAUUAUCACCUGCGGCCUGAUAGGGUGAUGUGGACACUCAUCAGUAUUAAAUCCGAAGUCACCAGGACCAUUCCUCCUUUUGUUCUAUUGUGUUCUCACUCCCUGAUAAAUUAUAUCUACCCUGUUAUGUAGAGUGUAAGCAAUAAAUCGCCAAAAUGAACCUCCCUUCCCUUCAACCCCUGUAUGGGUUGGGAAGGGAGUCACAAAAUUCGCAUUUAACAAGUCAUUUUACAAUGCGACUCAUGUGAAUGAGCUACUGUUGCUUACAAGUCCUGACUGAUUUAGCUUUUAAACAGAAGCAGGUCAUCGGCACCGCAUUGUAAUUUUUAUUAUCAAACAGAGGGACCUCUGCCUGUAUAUUCUAUAUUUAUUUUUUUAUAUAUAACUAGUGGCCCGGCCGUGUAUCGCUCGGGUGGACAUUUUUAACAUUUCCCUUCACUGCUCUGCUCCUAUUGAUUGUAGCGUGAUGAAAAGUAUACUAUAACCUGCCCAGGUGUAUGAAGAAUAAUUGUACUAAGUUUCGUUAAAAUCCGUCAAGUAGUUUUUGUUUCUAUAACAAAGAUACAGACAGACAGACAAAAUUUUACUGAUUGCAUUUUUUGGCAUCAGUAUCGAUCACUAAUCACCGCCUGAUAGUUAUUUUGGAAAUAUAUUUCAUGUACAGAAUUGAACUCUCUACAGAUUUAUUAUAAGUAUAGAUAGAUAGAUAUGUAUAUAUGGUGGCUAUAGCCUAGCCAAUAAAAAUAAACUAUGUACGAUUUUUGAUUCUAUACAUUACGAGUAUAUUAAUCCAAUGUGUAGGGUCGAAUCGAGACUGUUUUUUUUUACAACACAGGGGGCAAACGAGCAUGUGGCUCACCUGAUGGUAAGUGACUACCGCCGCCCAUGGUCACCCACAACACUUACGGCAUUGCAGGUGUGCUGCCGGCCUUUUAAAAAGGAAUAUGCUCUUUUCUUGAAGGUUAUGUGGUCGUAUCGGUUCGGAAAUACUGCUGCUGGAAGUUGAUUCCAAAGAGUGGUUGUGCGUGGGAGAAAGUGCCUUGAAAAACACACGUUUUACCAGUGAAGUAAAAAUUUUGUCAAGAAAAAAAAAAUAGAAUAGAAUAGAAUGAAUAUUUAUCGUUAGCUGUACAUUAUAAUUUUUCGUAAGAUGUUAUUAACGUCUUUUAGGAAAAUACAACCUACCCAUACAUGGGUCAUACAAUACAAUAGAUUGAUAAACGACAUCUUAGACAUAUAUUCAGCUGUUAAGUUGGUGUAGGAGACUCAAAUUUUUUUGUUUUGGUUUUUGUAUUUCCGUGUUACAAUAUUUCCUAAUAUAUUCCACAGCGUACGUAGAUUCUUAGUUUUCGCGUAAUUAUAUUUAUGUGUGAGCUAAUAAGGAAAACGGAGACCUUUUAGUCUGUCGCCUUUAUCAUGUUAAUCUCGAGUAUCGAUGGAGCAAAUAGAAGGAAAUGUCCUUGUUACAUCGCACUUUCCUUUAUAAAAACAACUGUAUGUGGGCUUUAAUAGAGUCCAUAAUAUGUUUUUCUCUAAUGAUACUGGGCAAAAAUUAGUAAAGAAUCUUACCAUACUGAAUACAGUCGUAUAAAAAUGAAUUAUUUAUUAGAUUUUGCUGCAUAAAUAAAACCCAGACUCCAAUCGAGGCUAUAUUGAUUUUAUUAUUUUUUGCAUUUGAGGUCGUCACUCCAUUUAGUAGGGGAGGGGGCUUCUACACUGCGUUCGCCUGUACAGGGUCGUCACUCUAGAACCUUUCUUCCCCAUCGGUUGGCGGUUCUUCGAGCUUUGUGAGCAGCCCAUUGCCACUUCAGCUUGCUUAUCUUUCGGGUUAUGUAGGUCACUUUGGUUCUUUUGCGGAUAUCCUCGUUUUGGAUUCUAUCACUCAAAGAGAGGGAAUGUGUAUGUAUAUCAAUAAUUAGUAGUACCUCAUUCGAGUAUUCUGACACUUCCCUAUGGUUGACUGGGAGAGAAUGCUUUUAGCAUUAAGUCCGCCAUGUACACAUAUCAUUAGUAUAUAUAUAUAUAUAUAUACUAAUGAAUAAAUAAAUAGAUUCAUCAUAAGCCUGUGAAAUCUACCGUGAAUCCAUCGCCAUACAACAAAAAUAUAGGUACAUCUUUUCAAUCGAAAAAGAAUGAGGUUCACAAUUGAACUAAAUUCGGUUAUAUUUUUUUUAUGUUUACUACCUCAUAACUUCGUCGGUUAUAUAACAGAUUUGGAACUUUUUUAACUGAAAUCAUUAGUCCCAUAAAUUUUUUAUCAAUGUCUGUUCAGUGGUCUAGAUUUGAAAUAACUUUUGUUUUAUCACAAUUACAUUUCUUUUUUUUUUAUGAACACAUAUGAACACAAAUGUUACAACUAGAGUACUAAUUCUAGUACAGCUGGAUCCAUCCAGUAGAUGACAUAUCGGUUCAAACUAAUUUUUACUUUGUCAUAUUGUAUAAACAGAACUCAUUUACCUAUUAAUUUAUUAAAUAAUCUACGCUAAGAUAUUUAUUUUAGUUUUAUAAUAAAACUGUGCGUUAUUAUAGAUAAUAACAGAAUGUUUGUGUCUAUAAUUUUUUUAAGUGUAAUAAAUAUUUAAUAAU